Molecule: messenger RNA, 2370 nt
Organism: Hemibagrus wyckioides
Lineage: Eukaryota; Metazoa; Chordata; Actinopteri; Siluriformes; Bagridae
Product: matrix metalloproteinase-9-like
Exons: 13
Coding region: 127-2187 (686 amino acids)
Biological process (GO): proteolysis; extracellular matrix organization; collagen catabolic process
Cellular component (GO): extracellular matrix
Molecular function (GO): zinc ion binding; metalloendopeptidase activity
Source: RefSeq, a predicted model, not a curated record
AGGGUCGAAGAUCCAACAAAGAUCAGCGGGGAGAAGACUGAAGAAGACUCAACUCUUCCAGAGACUUUGACAGACUUUCAGAAAGCUGUGUUUUAUUUUACAAAUCAGUGACUGAAAGUUCUCACAAUGAGAAUAAAUAUCUUGGCAUUCUUGGUUCUUGGAGCCUGUACUUUAAGUGCAUGGUGCCACCCAGUUAAAUCCGUCUUUGUGACAUUCCCUGGGGAUAUCACCGAAAACAAGACAGACGUACAGCUGGCUGACAGCUACCUCAAGCGCUUUGGUUAUAUGGAGUCUCUGGGUAAGAGUGGACGACUGGGUGCAGUGUCAAUUUCCAAAGCUCUGAUGAGGAUGCAGAAUCAGCUGGGUUUGGAAGAGACUGGCGAGUUGGAUGAACCGACGCUCAAUGCCAUGAAGAAGCCACGCUGUGGUGUGCCAGACGUCCGUAACUACAAAACAUUUGAAGGAAACCUAAAGUGGGAUCACAAUGAUGUUACAUACAGGAUUCUGAACUACUCACCAGACUUAGAUGCUUCUAUUACUGAUGACGCCUUCGCCCGAGCCUUCAAGGUGUGGAGUGAUGUCACACCCCUAACUUUCACACGACUCUACGAUGGCACUGCUGACAUCAUGAUCUCAUUUGGAAAAAAGGAUCAUGGAGAUCCCUACCCAUUUGAUGGGAAAGAUGGCUUGCUGGCACAUGCUUAUCCUCCAGGUGAAGGAGUGCAGGGAGAUGCUCACUUUGAUGAUGAUGAAUACUGGACCCUUGGCACUGGAUCAGUAAUCAAGACCUACUUUGGCAAUGCAGAAGGUGCACUGUGUCAUUUCCCUUUCCGGUUUGAGGGAAAGUCAUAUUCCACUUGUACCACUGAAGGUCGUGAAGAUGGACUGCCAUGGUGUGCCACAACUUCUGAUUAUGGCAAAGAUGGGAAAUUUGGUUUCUGCCCUAGCGAGCUUCUGUAUACAUAUGAUGGGAAUGCAGAUAGUGCACCUUGCGUCUUUCCGUUUGUGUUUGAGGGCAAAAGAUACACCAGCUGUACCACUGAAGGUCGUGAUGAUGGCUAUCGCUGGUGUGCUACUACAGACAACUUUGACCAGGACAAGAAAUAUGGGUUCUGUCCUAACCGAGAUACUGCUGUGAUUGGUGGAAACUCUGAGGGGGAGCCGUGUCAGUUUCCUUUCAUCUUCCUGGGGAAAACCUAUACUUCCUGUACGAGUGAAGGCCGGAGUGAUGGAAAACUGUGGUGCGCCACAACCAGCAACUUUGACCAGGACAACAAAUGGGGAUUUUGCCCAGAUAAGGGAUACAGUCUGUUCCUGGUGGCAGCUCAUGAGUUUGGACAUGCUCUUGGUCUGGACCAUUCCAACAUUCAGGACGCUCUGAUGUACCCCAUGUACAAAUACGUAGCGGAUUUCUCUCUGCAUAAAGAUGACAUUAAGGGCAUUCAGUAUCUCUAUGGACCCAAAAGAGGCCCAGGACCUGCUCCACCCAAGCCACCCAAGACCACUACAUCUUCCCCAGUUUCUAUUCCCAAACCCACUAAAAAAACACCAAAGAAAACCACUAUAACUUCCCCUACAAUCCCAUCUGUGUAUACGCCUGUGAAUCCCUCAGUGGAUCCUUGCAAUGUGGACAAAUUUGAUGCAAUCACACAGAUCCAGGGAGAGCUUCACUUCUUUAAAGAUGGGUACUACUGGACAUCCUCAAAUGGUGGUAACAGGAAGCGCAAAGGCCCUUUCAAGGUCUCUGAGAGAUGGCCUGGCCUGCCAGCUAAGCUCGACAGUGCUUUUGAGGACUCUCUUAAUAAAAAGAUGUACUUCUUUGCUGGCACUAAGUUCUGGGAGUUCACUGGAAAGGAUACACGGGGACCACGCAUAAUUGAGAAACUUGGUUUGCCUGACAGCUUGAAGAAGGUUGAAGGAGCAUUGCAGAUGGGAAAGGGCAAGGUGCUGCUUUUUAGUGGCGAGAAUUACUGGAGGCUGAAUCUGAAGACUCAGAAGAUGGAUAAAGGAUACCCUCAGCACGUUGCCGACAAGUUUGGUGGGGUUCCAUUGGAUGCUCAGGAUGUGUUCCUCUAUAAAGGAGACUAUUUCUUCUGUAGAGACAUCUACUACUGGAGAAUGAGCAACAAGGGACAGAUUGAAAAAAUUGGAUAUGUCUUCGAACUCCUGAAAUGUCCCAACUUCUGAGGAUUUCAUCAAACUGUAGUGUUAGAAGAGAAGCACAAUUACUGACAUGCAAAUCUCAGAUGUGUGUUUUAAAAAGAACAUAUGUGUGUUUUUAAAAGAGUAGAAAGAGUAUUAUCAUAAAGAAAAUCUUUAAGUUAUAUUAAGAAAUCCUUGCCUGGCAACUGAUAACUUAAGAAUAUAUAU